Drosophila ananassae is the source of this 1967-nucleotide messenger RNA. RefSeq lists its product as uncharacterized. Lineage: Eukaryota; Metazoa; Arthropoda; Insecta; Diptera; Drosophilidae. The coding region runs from base 143 to 1927 and encodes 594 amino acids. The transcript has 7 exons. The record is from RefSeq and is a predicted model, not a curated record.
GCUGGAAAGAUCUGUUUGGGUGGCCAAAGGUCAUAGCAAAUACCUACACUUAUUACAAUAGACUCAACCAUAACAAUACUACAACUACUAGCCGAAUUUUCGGGAAUUUCAAUAGUAUUCGAAACAGAUAUAGGAACACACCAUGCCGCCUUGUCAGUUGCGCCAUACGGGAAUGGGCUAUAAGCCGCGCAAGAGCAAGGAUAGGGAUGGCGUGGCCCCCCAUCCAGUUCAUCCUCGAUCCUCCCGGUUCCAUGGAUUCUUGGGCAUGCCCUUCGUCCAGCAGCAUAUGAUGGUCGAUGAGCGAUGGACUCCCAUCUCGCUGACAGAGCAGUUCAAGAGUAUGACGGACUUGUUGAGCCGUCGCUUGAUUUUUAAAAAUCAUGAGUCAAAGGCCAAUCGUCAGAGUAACCAACGCCAAAAGAAGAGUCUUACGAUUCAAUGUCGGGAUGGACGCGUUAAACUGCAAAAUGUCCUUGUGGGCGAUAACGCCCAAAAGAUUCGAAAUUACUUAAUAAACCACAGGGACAUGCAACGUUUGUACCAGAAGAUGCCCAUCCAUCUUGUGGUGGACAACAUUAAUCAGAGGACCUUUGUUAUGCGCAAAGAAAAGGAUCGUUUAGAGUAUCGAUUGUGCCAACUCAAGAAGCAUUACAAGGAACAAUUGUUGGAAGAAGCCAUGCUGCAAAAUCGUAUUAAGUAUGAACAUGAAAUUCUCUUAGAUGAAGAAGUCAAGUCCCGAAUGUUUCUCAAAAAGAUUGAGAACUCGAAUGUACGUCUAAAGGCUAUCAAGACCAUUAAUAACACAUAUAAAAAGAUGAUUCAAGUCCUACUCCAUGAUGAGAUAUUUUAUGAACCCAUCCUGAUUUCCCUGAUCGAGGACUUGAAAGAUCAGCAAAAAUUCAUGGAACACAUAUUAUUUUUAGGAAUUCCGGCAAUAGCCAAAUUCAAGGAGCUCAGUGAUGAGUUUCGCGAUAUGGAAAAAGUUUUCCGGAAUAAUCUGCAAACACAGAUGCUAACGUUGAGCGCUUAUAGGAGAUCUCGUGGCCCUUCGGUUAUGAACUUUAACAAGCCAAGGGAGGCACCACCUCUUAACGAUAUAAGGAGAUAUGUCCGGGAGACCCGGAGCAUGAUGAUCCUUAAACUGGAAUUGAAAGCCGUGGAGAAGAUUAUCAAGGAGGUGAAGUUUGUCACGCUGUGCUCCCAGGCCAAGGAAAUCUAUCCACGAAUGAAAAGCCAAGUGGAAAACAAUGAGAAACUGCAUCGUAAGAUUGUUAGUGCUAUGUUGGAACAUGAAAUGCUUAAUACAAAAGAGAAGUGCGCCAAUGUGCUGAAGGGAGUUCUGAUCAAUAACCUCUCAGAUGAGGAAAUCAAACGGAUGGAUACCAUUAAUGAUUUAAAGAACACAUUGCGUGUUGGUAGAGAAUUUAAAGAAGAUACUCUUAAGUAUCUUCAGAAUAGAGCUACUGCUUUCUUUAUGAUGAGGGUGAGUAUUUGGAAUCUCUUGGAAAUCUUGCGCCACGUCGAUCGCCAACCAACCAAACGACGCACCACAUAUCCGAAUUCCUAUUUGAGGUUGCCGCUGCUUAAGUUUGAAAUGUACAAUAUGAGGGCCGUUUCUCCAGAGAUUUUUGAUGAAGACAUUGAGAACAUAUUAAGCAGUGUCAAGCGUAAAAUCUACAAGCUAAUGAAACAAUAUCCGCAGGACGUUAGUCCUACGACUGCAGAGGCCAACGCUGAACGAUAUCAUGUCGAUUACUUGGCCAGUCUGGAUGAGCAAGAGGAAAUUGACGACGACGCAGGUGCUCAGGGUGCUCCGGAAGACGAUCUCCUGCAGGAGAGCAAGGCCAUGGCCACUGUGCCGAGUCGCAAACAGAUCAAGGCCCAGAGUGCCAAGUUGAUGGAGGAGAUUGCCAAGCAGAUUGAAUAACUUUCAAAUUCUUUUUAAAUAUAUACUUUUAUAUAUUAAA